AUGAUUACCUGUUAUUAUCAACCAAACAAACAGCCACUGUUUUCUUCAAAAGUUGGACAGAGAAUAUCUAUCUCAUAUCUAUCUAUCUAUCUAAGUCUGUUCAGUAUCUAUCUAUCUAUCUAUCUAUCUAUUUAUCUAAGUCUGUUCAGAAAUCUCUCUAUCUAUCUCUCUAUCUAUCUAUCUAUCUAUCUCUCUAUCUAUCUAAGUCUGUUCAGUAUCUAUCUAUCUAUCUAUCUAUCUAUCUAUCUAUCUAAGUCUGUUCAGUAUCUAUCUAUCUAUCUAAGUCUGUUCAGUAUCUAUCUAUCUACUAAUAUCUAUCUAUCUAUCUAUCUAAGUCUGUUCAGUAUCUAUCUAUCUAAGUCUGUUCAGUAUCUAUCUAUCUAUCUAUCUAUCUAUCUAUCUAUCUAUCUCAGUUUGUUCAUUAUCUAUCUAUUUAUCUUAGUCUGUUCAGUAUCUAUCUAUCUAUUUAUCUUAGUCUGUUCAGCAUCUAUCUAUCUAUUUAUCUCAGUUUGUUCAUUAUAUAUCUAUUUAUCUCAGUUUGUUCAUUAUCUAAGUCUGUUCAGUAUCUAUCUAUCUAUCUAUCUAUCUCUCAGUUUUUUCAUUAUCUAUCUUGGUCUGUUCAGUAUCUAUCUAUCUAUCUAUCUUCUGUUCAGUAUCUAUCUAUCUAUCUAUCUAUCUAUCUAUCUAUCUCAGUCUGUUCAGUAUCUAUCUAUCUAUCUAUCUAUCUCAGUCUGUUCAGUAUCUAUCUAUCUAUCUAUCUAUCUAUCUAUCUAUCUAUCUAUCUAUCUAUCUAUCUAUCUAUCUCAGUCUGUUCAGUAUCUAUCUAUCUAUCUAUCUAUCUCAGUCUGUUCAGUAUCUAUCUAUCUAACUAUCUAUCUCAGUCUGUUCAGUAUCUAUCUAUCUAACUAUCUAUCUCAUAUCUAUUUAUCCCGGUCUGUUCAGUAUCUAUCUAUCUAUCUAUCUAUCUAUCUAUCUCAGUCUGUUCAGUAUCUAUCUAUCAUCUGCAUUGCUCUCUCUCUCUCUCACUCUGUUUUUUUUGCUUGCAACUUCAUUGUCUUCUUUCUUUCUUUCCUCUUUCUCAGAAUGUUUGAUUCUUCCUAUCACUCUCUCUCUCUCUCUGCUACACACUUUCUCUCUCUCUUUUUACUUUCCUCUUCCUCCUCUCUCUUUUCUUUUCACUUCUCCUUUUGUCUCUAUCACUUUCUCUUUUUCAGUCACUCUCUUUUCUCUUCUCUUUCCCUCAGCCCUUCUGUUCCUGUCUUUCCAUUGAUCUUCUCUUUUCCUAUUUCUUACUUGAUCUCUGCUUUUUUCUUUCAUUCAUUCAUUCUUUCUUUCUUUCAUUCUUUCUUUCUUUCAUUCUUUCUUUCUUUCAUUCUUUCUUUCUUUCUUUCUUUCACUCAUUCUUUCUUUCACUCAUUCUUUCUUUCACUCAUUCUUUCUUUCACUCAUUCAUUCAUUCUUUCAUUCAUUCUUUCUUUCAUUCAUUCUUUCUUUCAUUCAUUCUUUCAUUCAUUCAUUCUUUCAUUCUUUCAUUCAUUCUUUCUUUCAUUCUUUCUUUCAUUCAUUCUUUCUUUCCUUCUUUCAUUCAUUCAUUCAUUCAUUCUUUCAUUCUUUCCUUCUUUCUGUCAUUCAUUCUUUCAUUCUCUCUCUCUCUCAAUUUCCAUUUCUACUCUCUGCUUUUUCUCUUUUCCCCCCACUUUCUGUUUUGCCUUUUCCUUUUCUCUCUCUCUCUCUCUCUAUUUUUCUCUAUCUCUCUGCUCUUUCUUUUUACUCUUUCUUCGUUUUUCUCUCACUCUCUGUCUUUUCCUUUUCACUCUCCCUUUCUCUCUCUCUCUCUUUGCUUCUUCUCUUUCUCGUUGCUUCUUUCCUUCCUCUCUCUGUCUCUGCUUCUUCCCUUUUUCACUCUCUCUGCUUCUUUCCUUUCUCUCUCUCUCUCUGCUUCUUUCCUUUCUCUCUCUCUCUCUGCUUCUUCCCUUUCUCUCUCUCUCUCUCUGCUUCUUCCCUUUCUCUCUCUCUCUCUCUGCUUCUUCCCUUUCUCUCUCUCUCUCUGCUUCUUCCCUUUCUCUCUCUCUCUCUGCUUCUUCCCUUUCUCUCUCUCUCUCUCUGCUUCUUCCCUUUCUCUCUCUCUCUCUGCUUCUUCCCUUUCUCACUCUCUGCUUCUUCCCUUUCUCACUCUCUGCUUCUUCCCUUUCUCACUCUCUGCUUCUUCCCUUUCUCCUCCCUGCUUCUUCCUUUCUCUCCCUCUCUCUCUCUGCUUCUUCUCUUUCUCUCCCUUUUUCUCUCCACUUAUUCCCUUUCUCUCUCCACUUAUUCCCUUUCUCUCUCUCUCUGUGA
Molecule: messenger RNA, 2334 nt
Organism: Acanthosepion pharaonis
Lineage: Eukaryota; Metazoa; Mollusca; Cephalopoda; Sepiida; Sepiidae
Source: the annotation of a GenBank genome assembly